Molecule: messenger RNA, 3357 nt
Organism: Dermacentor andersoni
Lineage: Eukaryota; Metazoa; Arthropoda; Arachnida; Ixodida; Ixodidae
Source: RefSeq, a predicted model, not a curated record
AUGGAGGCCUCAGUAUGGUAUGACGACCCUGGCUCAGACUGUAGCGGCUCAAGAUCGGCCGGGGGUGGUGGCGGACCUCUAACUGGAAACGAAAGCCUGAACAGGCAGGCCAAGGACUCUGUCCUAGCGGCCACCUCCGACUGCCCAGCACCAGGUGUGUCCGUAACGGUGAACCCUAGCGGCGCGGCCGACGGCAACCACCAGGGGAAGGGUCUCGAUAAUCACCAGCAGGCACACAGGAAAAGAGCGGCAGCACGGCAAGCCUCAUCCACAGCCCGGCCGACUUCGGUAACAGGCAGCGAUUCUAACACUGACGCUCCACUUCUAGAGACGACACCGACUCCGGUCCCCUCAAGGGAGACCACACCUGCACCGAGGCCAGCUGCUUCAGCAAGCAGCAGCCCCUCGGCUAUGCCCUCCCCAUCGACCUUGACGAUAGAGGCAUCUCCCUCUUUUUCAGACGAAAGCAUCGAACCUGCUCCAGCGCUGACCUCCUCUCCCCCCUCUCAGCAGGCAUACGACAACAAUGAGGCAGCACAUGAUAGCACGACGAGCAGCGCGGCCACCCCCUCUCCUGGUGCACCGCUGUCGCCGGCAGCCACCGAGAACGACGACGCCUCCCAGGAAAUCGACCCAUUUUCUCUUGCAGGCCCGAUCGAGAAUGACGGCGUGCUAGCCAAGCACGCCCAACAGUUGAGGCAGCUGCAACGCGAGCCAGUAUCGGACGCUGGAUGGGAGCAGUUCACCGGAAUCCUGGACGACGCCAUACAGGUAGUAUGCGAGGCGGUAAAGCUUCGUGUAGCUUCCGCUAACAGGAAGCCGCGCGGCCCUCUGAAUCCUGAGAAUGCUCAGCAGAUUCAGACACUGUACCGACGCAAUCGCCGACGUGCAGUGAGGCUGAUCGUGGAGGGUGAGUCCCAACUCUGCCCGAUCCCUCUUGACGAGCUGGAGGAACACUUAAGCGAGGCUUGGGGGCCGCGUGAAGCCGACACCGCUCUGCUUCUGAGCAAGCUGAAGCGAAGCGACAUGGCUGAAGUCAGCCUUGCGCAGUUCACUGACGGCGAGGUAGUUUCUCGUCUUCGCAAGAGCGAGAACACCGCCCCCGGAAGUGACCGCCUCACCUACCAACACUGGCGCUCCACUGAUCCCGAAGCUCUUUUUCUCACCGCAGUGUUCAACGUGUGCCUGAAAUACCAGAGGGUACCUGCUGCCUGGAAAGAGUCACGGACUGUACUCAUCCACAAGAAGGGAGACCUCGGGGAUGCUGCGAACUGGCGCCCCAUUACCCUUGGGAGCACGAUUUCGAAACUGUACGCGGGCUGCUUGGCGGCUCGCUUACAGGAAUGGAUGGCCUCCCAAGAAGUGCUCUCCCGUUGUCAGAAGGGGUUCCUGCCGUAUGAUGGUGUGUACGAACACAACUUCGUACUGCAGGAGCGCCUGGACGCGGCGAGAGCUGGCCGUGGGGACCUGUGCGCGGCAUUCCUCGACUUCGCCAACGCGUUUGGAUCUGUUCCCCACAACGCCCUCAUUGAUGCACUGCAUGGCGCUGGUGCGGGUGAUAACUUCUGUGCUAUUAUUGCUGAUAUUUACAGAGACAACAGGACCAGCGUCAUCGCAGAAGCCGGGAUCACCUCACCGAUAGAAAUCUCUGCCGGCAUACGUCAGGGUUGCCCACUGAGCGGCCUCCUGUUCAACCUGGUGCUCGACCCAGUCGUGCGUGCGCUUCAGGGAGGCGACAGGCAGCACAAUGUGCUUGCCUACGCCGACGAUCUAACGCCGCUAGCUGACGAGCCAGGUACACUACAGAGCCGCAUUAACGUAGUGGCAACCCUGUCGAGCCAGCUCGGGCUACGUCUGAACCCCGCGAAGUGCAAGUCACUGCACCUCUCCGGAAAGACACCCGUGGGGACAAGACCUACGACCUUCACGGUCUACGGCACCCCAAUCCCAUCAAUCAGUGACUUCGAGGCACACACCUUCCUCGGGCGACCAGUCGGGUUCUCGGUACUACCGGACCAGGCAACCGUGGACGAAGCCAUCAACGUGGGUCGCCGCCUGCUUACCUCGAUGCUCGCCCCGUGGCAGAGAUUGGACGCCGUUAAAACAUUUGUAUUUCCGGCGCUCAACUUUGCCAUGAGGUGUGGCUCCCUUGGUAAGGCAGAGUGGUCUCGCCUGGACACAACGCUUCGCCCACUCAUCAAGCGGACCCUCUACCUGCCUGCCAACGCUGCUAACGACUACCUAUACGGUAGCUCCGCAGCGGGUGCCAUUUGCAUUCCUGUGGCGGCAGAAGUCAGUGACAUCUGCAGAAUUGACAAUGCUUUCAAACUUCUUUCCUCUGCAGACACUGAAGUCCGGGACCUGGCACUGCAGGCGCUGACCGUCGUGACAUGCAAAAGGUUGAGGCGCAUUGCAGAACCGGGUGACAUGGACGCCUACCUGAGCGGCGAGACUGAGGGUGACUUCCGGGCCACGGCGACGCAGCUCCAGUCCGUGUGGACGGAGGCCCGCAAGGCUUCUCGGCGUCUUGGUGUCACCUGGGAAUUCGAACAAGACGGCCCCCGUAUCUCCAGGGGUGACAUAACACUUGGCCCGAGGAAGCGUACUAAGGUGGUGAAGACACUCAGGACGGCACUGGCAAACGCACGAGAUCACGAUCUCCACCAAAAACCCAGUCAGGGGAAAGUGAUGGAGUGCGUUGCCGCCGACCGGAGCAGUUCCCACUUUGUACGUACCGGCCAAUUCACGAGGUUUGCCGACUGGCGUUUCGUUCACCGGGCCCGACUCAACGUCGUUCCCCUGAACGCAGCGAGGCCAUGGGCUACGGCCGUGGACCAACGGUGUAGGAUUUGUGGCGGUCAACCAGAGACCCUGCCACAUGUCCUGUGUCACUGCAUGACUCACAGUCAAGCAUACACCAACCGCCACAACCAGAUCGUGAACCGAGUGAAAGCCGCUGCCUCCGCCAAGUUCACUGUCACCCACGAGAACGCCUCCCCGCGCUCCCAUUCGCCAGGACAACGGGCUGCUCCGCAGCCUCCGUCCCGCCGAGACACCCGGCACGCCGGAGGGCGCGCAGCACCACUCGAAGAAGGCCCGGCCGCAGCAGGCGCCACACGGCCACCCCGCACAACGCUACGACACACCCGGCACUACCCGACAGUUCGUAAAAAGGCCGCCGUGCACGCCGUGCCCUCCCCGGCAGAAGGACCGCCGCUCGUUGUCUCGGCCGAGCCAGCAGGGGCCAAAGCCCCGCCCUACUCGGCCAGGGGCCGGCUCGUCCAGAGGACAGUGUCGCGACCGGUCCCCCGGCAGACGGCCACGCGCACGCGCGCGAAACAACCCGAAGGCGGCUAA